AUGUCGUCGAGCAAGAACACCGUUGGCUUGUUUGGUGACGCCAAGAUUUUUUAUAUUAAAAAUUUAGAUGAUGAAGGAUCUUCCAACAAAGUCAGCAAGAAGAGGAAACUGAGGAGGCUAGUGAAAGCAUCCGAAGCUGGCACCAAGUCAAAGAAGAAGAAGAAGCAGACUCCAGCAGUCGAGAAGGAAGGGCCAACCGAGGAAGCUAACCCAAUCGAGGAGGAUAAAUCCGUCGAGGAAAACAGGCACAUCAAGGAGGGUGCUCCCAUCGAGGGGGAUAAGACUAUCAGGAGCAGCGUCCCCCCGGAGAAAAGCGGGAACCCAGAAACGGGGCGAGACCCCAGUUGGUUCGCAACGGUUCCGCCUUCGCUGUCUCAAAGGAGAGAUGCUGCUGAGAACCCAGACGCUUCUCCCGGGUCAUCAUCAUACACCGCAGCCGCUGCAAUAUUUCACUUUGGGGAUGACAGAAUUGAAUGCCCCAUAAUAGAAGAAGUGGCUGAAACAAUGACGGAUGAAGAAGCCUUAAAGAUACUAACCACCUCUUUCGCGAGCAUUCUCAUGCGCAAAAAGAAGCUGAGGGAGGAGAUCUCCAGUCUGGAGCUCGAGAAAGGGUUCCUCGAGCGUGAGAAGGCUAUUUAUGACGAAGCAAGUGAUAAUGCAAGGAACAAGGAGCAGCUAAUUCGAGCUGCUAAGGAGGAAGAGCUGGCCACCGCCCAGGCUAUGUAUAGGGAUCUCGAGGCCAAGUUGAAAGAAUAUGGGGAGACCCAUAUACCCAAGGCGGAAUUGCAGGAAUGGAUGACUGCCUUUUGGGCCAGGAUGAUGCCUACUGGAGGAAUGGCUAACGUCAUGGUGGGCAUCAGUGAGGCAGCUAUUGCGUUGGGUGGCCAUGGCAUGGCCGUUGCUGCUCUGGAGAGAAUGGAAUCGGGAAAGCCCGUCAAUGCCGGCUGGCUGCAACAAUUCGUGAAGCCUCACCCUCGAAAGACCCUUCGCGAAGCAAUGCAGAAUGGAUUGUUGUUGCCGCCUGCUGAACCUGGGGAAGAGAUGCGGGUACUAGAGCUUGACCGAGAUUUUAUCGGUGUCGAGCUGGUUUCUGAUGAAGACUCUUCAGAGAGGGUCGAGGAAGAGGAAGAGGAGGACCAGGAGCCUGAAGUCGAGAAGGACCCAACAGGCGAGAAUGAGGUGCCCUCGACACAGAAUCCUGUAGAGGAAACUAGCGAGAGCCAACCAAAUGUCCCGCCCAACCCAAAUACAGAGCCAUAUUACGUCCACAAUGUGCACCUGAUGAUUCUUGAUGAAGAUGAGAUCAAACAUUUUCCUAUGUAUGCCAUGAUUUCAUCGGCAUUAAGAAAAUUCGGGAACGUCCACAACACUACCAUAGUAAGAGCGCUUGAGAAAGAGAUUGUGGAUGCUGUUCAAGCUUAUAACGGCUCCUUGAUUCUAGAAGCGAAUAUCAGCGACGAGAUGAAAAUGCUGAAGGACAAAAAUGCUCGACUGAGGAAGCGAGAGAAGAUCAUGAAGAGGACCAAAGAAGCAGAGUUCUACUCGAAACAGGUUUUCGUUCUACAAAACCUAUUGGUUGAUAAUGAAAUCGCUCUGCCCAUUUUUGACGAUCUCGAUCCAAAUGAAGAAGUGAAAGAAAGGACAGCUGCUGAGGAAUACUUGCUUAGAAUAGACGAACAAGAUUGGGAGAUUGUAGACUUGAAGGAUAAGCUAGGCCAUUGUAUUAACCAGCUUAGAGCCAUCGGGUUCUCUAGGGUUAUUAAGCCUUCCCGAGUCAACCCUAGGGGAAAAAAUCUUAAGAUUUAA
Messenger RNA from Oldenlandia corymbosa var. corymbosa, 1806 nucleotides. Lineage: Eukaryota; Viridiplantae; Streptophyta; Magnoliopsida; Gentianales; Rubiaceae. The record is from the annotation of a GenBank genome assembly.